AUGGAUUACGUCAGACCCUUGGAUCCCCCAGAAGGUGAGGGCUAUCGGAUAGACUUUGUCUCCUCUCCCCAGCAGUCCAAAAGCGGACAGAGGAGGUCCGUCACGAUAAAGAGUCUGGCAAAAGAUCAGACAGAUUGUUGCCUUCUCCUGUGGAUGGACAACAUAUCUGCCGUGAGGUACAUAAAUCGCCUGGGGGGUUCGUGGUCCAAUUGCCUUACAGAGGUGACAAAGGAGAUAUUCGAGUUCUGUCUGUCCUGCAACUUCACGCUGCAAGCGGAGUAUUUGCCGGGGCGAAGACAACCUGAUGGUGGACUGUUUUUUGCGGCAUUAGAGGGAUGGGCUUGGCUGAAUAACUACCUAAAGAACGUUCAUUACAAAGACAGCACCGGCAGCAACAUUUUUUUUGAUGAAAAAGGAGAACUUCCAAUGCCUCGAUUGAGGUGCACAGAAAUGUGUCAUCCAGGAUUCAGAAAAGCACUAAGGGAAGGAUAUCACAUCUGCUGCUAUGACUGUAUCCCAUGUUCAGAAGGAGAAUUUUCCAAUGUAUCAGAGAGUGAAGACUGCUUUAAGUGUCCUGAAAAUGAAUGGCCUGACAAAAAUAAAACCAAGUGUAUUCCAAAGACAAUGGAGUUUCUAUCCUAUGAAACGGAUAUUUUAGCUUUAGUUUUUUGUGUUACCUCUAUAUUCUCAGUUCUAAUUUCUACUUUUAUAGCUGCAAUAUUUUUCUCAUUCCGAGACACCCCCAUUGUUAAAGCAAAUAAUCGGAAUCUGAGCUUUGUCCUCCUGGUCUCCCUCAAACUGAGCUUCCUCUGCGUGUUUUUGUUCAUUGGUCGCCCGUUGGAUAUAACCUGCAUGAUACGUCAUAUUUCAUUUGGAAUGGCCUUUUCUGCAGCACUUUCUUGUGUGUUGGCCAAGACCAUCAUGGUUUGUAUCGCCUUCAAAGCAACAAAACCUGGCAGCACUUGGAGAAAUUGGGUGGGACUGAAGCUGUCCAAUGCUGUUGUCUUGAUCGGCUCCUCUGGUCAGGUUCUGAUCAGUGUUAUUUGGUUGUUACUCUCUCCCCCAUUUCAGGAAUUAGACAUGCACACAUUCACUGGGAAAAUCAUUGUUCAAUGCAAUGAAGGCUCUGUCCUGGCCUUUUUCUGUAUGUUGGGUUACAUGGGGCUUCUGGCAGCUGUGAGUUUUGUUCUAGCUUUCAUGGUACGGACAUUGCCAGACAACUUUAAUGAAGCCAAACACAUCACAUUCAGCAUGCUGGUGUUCUGCAGUGUGUGGGUCUGUGCUAUACCGGCCUAUCUGAGCAGCAAGGGAAAAAACAUGGUGGCUGUAGAAAUAUUUGCUACCUUGGCAUCAAGUAUUGGAAUUGUAAGCUGUAUAUAUCUCCCAAAAUGUUAUUUGAUUCUGUUCAAAGCUGAACUUAACACUAAACAACAUCUUUUAGGUAAAACCUUCUUAUAA
Spea bombifrons (plains spadefoot toad) is the source of this 1458-nucleotide messenger RNA. RefSeq names its product vomeronasal type-2 receptor 26-like. Gene Ontology annotation, biological process: G protein-coupled receptor signaling pathway. Gene Ontology annotation, cellular component: membrane. Lineage: Eukaryota; Metazoa; Chordata; Amphibia; Anura; Pelobatidae. The transcript is spliced from 6 exons. The coding region runs from base 1 to 1458 and encodes 485 amino acids. Gene Ontology annotation, molecular function: G protein-coupled receptor activity. The record is from RefSeq and is a predicted model, not a curated record.